Molecule: messenger RNA, 375 nt
Organism: Kazachstania africana CBS 2517
Lineage: Eukaryota; Fungi; Ascomycota; Saccharomycetes; Saccharomycetales; Saccharomycetaceae
Gene: GON7
Product: chromatin DNA-binding EKC/KEOPS complex subunit GON7
Exons: 1
Coding region: 1-375 (124 amino acids)
Source: RefSeq, a predicted model, not a curated record
AUGUCACACACUCCAACUGCUAUAUAUUCAUGUCCAGAUAUCCCAUCAAAAAACUUCGAAGUUGAUAUCACACAGGAGAGAUUUAAUACGACGAAUGGUAAGAGCACAGGUCCCAGUGAGCAUGUGCUGAAUGCGGGCCAGGUCGACCAGGACAAGCCUUCAGAUCCAAAACAUAUCGAUGACGACUCGAGUAAAGGCCUGACCGCUUUGAGCAAAUUAAGAUGCCAACUGACGGGAUUGCAGGAUGACAUCAACGACUUUCUAACACAGAGAAUGGAGCAUGCCAAGAACAAGAAAUUGAAAGUAAGUGACGAAAAGCGGCUCGACCAAGAGAUCAACGAAUUGCUCGAUGGUGGCGACGGCCAAGAUGAAUAA